AUGUCCCCGUCUGCUAUCAGCAACUCCCCAGUGCAGCAACCCGCUACCAACGGUGCCAAUCCCGACAACUUCGCUAUCCAGCCGCCCGCCGACUUCACCGGCUAUGAUCACAUAACCUGGUGGGUUGGCAACGCCAAGCAGGCGGCCGCCUAUUACACUACUCUCUUCGGCUUCGAGACCACCGCCUACCGCGGCCUCGAGACUGGCAGCCGAUACUUUGCCUCAUAUGUCAUCUCCAACAAUGGCGUUCGCUUCGUCUUCACGUCGCCUAUUCGAUCGGAGGCUCACCUCCCUGAGGACGAGCCCAUCUCCGCGUCGGACAGGGCUCUCCUGAAGGCCAUGCACGCUCACCUUGAGAGGCACGGCGAUGCCGUCAAGGACGUUGCUUUUGAAGUUGACAACAUCGCGGGCGUAUAUGACAAGGCUGUGGCCGAGGGCGCCAUCGCCGUCCAGGGCCCUACCACCACCAAGGAUGACAACGGCGCCGUCACCACGGCCGUCAUCUGCACAUAUGGUGAUACUACACACACCCUCAUCAACCGCCGAGGCUACACUGGGCCCUUCCUCCCCGGAUUCCGCGCUGGUAAAAAGCGCACUUCCUCCACGGAGAUGCCCGUCGUGCCCCUUACCCGCAUCGACCACUGCGUCGGCAACCAGUCGUGGAACGAGAUGGUCUCUGCCUGUGCCUUUUACGAGCAGUGCCUCUCCUUCCACCGCUUCUGGUCUGUGGACGACUCCCAGAUCUGCACCGAGUUCUCCGCCCUGAGCUCCAUCGUCAUGGCCUCUCCCAACAACAUUGUCAAGAUGCCCAUCAACGAGCCCGCCGCAGGCAAGAAGAUGUCCCAGAUUGAGGAGUACGUCAUCUUCAACUCCGGCCCGGGCGUGCAGCACAUUGCCCUGCUCACGUCGGACAUCAUCGCCUCCGUCUCGGCCCUGCGUGCGCGCGGCGUCGACUUCAUCAACGUCCCCUCUACGUACUACGACACCAUGCGCCAGCGCCUCAAGACGGAGAAGCGCAGCUGGCAGCUCAAGGAGGACCUGGACACGAUCCAGCGCCUCAGCAUCCUCAUCGACUAUGACGAGGGCGGCUACUUGCUGCAGAUCUUCACCAAGCCCCUCAUGGACCGCCCUACGGUGUUCAUUGAGAUUAUUCAGAGAGACAACUUUGAGGGCUUUGGAGCUGGUAACUUUAAGAGCUUGUUCGAGGCCAUUGAGCGAGAGCAGGCCGAGCGAGGAAACUUGUAA
Trichoderma gamsii is the source of this 1245-nucleotide messenger RNA. Its product is annotated as 4-hydroxyphenylpyruvate dioxygenase. NCBI's taxonomy places the organism in Eukaryota, Fungi, Ascomycota, Sordariomycetes, Hypocreales, Hypocreaceae. The record is from RefSeq and is a predicted model, not a curated record. Gene Ontology annotation, biological process: L-tyrosine catabolic process. The coding region runs from base 1 to 1245 and encodes 414 amino acids. Gene Ontology annotation, molecular function: 4-hydroxyphenylpyruvate dioxygenase activity. The transcript has a single exon.